GUUCGCCCCGCUACACGGGCGUAUUGCCCGGAGGACCUGACUGUGUUGCAGUGAACCUUCCCGCCUGAGGUUCGGGUUAAGAUGCCUCUGGCUCCUGCAAACCAGGCCCAGCUGAUCCGGUCCAGUCAGAAGGAUGAAUUCUACCGGAGCCUCCUGAGGAACAGCGCUAACGAAGCCUGCCAGAGUGUCGCAGGAUCCAAACACUGGCUGGACUGGAGGAGAGAGGUGGAGCUGCUGUCAGACUUGGCUUACUAUGGUUUAACCACGCUCUCAGGUUAUCAGACUCUGGGCGAGGAGUAUGUGGGGAUCGUCCAGGUGGAUCCCUCCCGGCGGCAGAUCCCGUCCCGGGCCAGGCGCUGCCUCUUCGUCCUCUGUCACGCCUUUGUGCCGUACCUCCUGGAGAAGGCCCUGGUGUGUCUGGAGAACGAGCUGGAAGGCGGGCCGGAGGCGCGGCGGCGCCAGGCAGCGUCGGGGGCCUGGAGCCUGGAGCGCUGGCUCCGGAGGGCGGCGCAGAGCGCGGUGGGGCUGUUGACGGAGCGGCAGAGGAAGGCCUGCCAGCCGGCCGUGUUUGUGAUCCAGCAGAGCCUGGCCCUGCUGCACCGACUCCAUGUUGCUCUCUUCUACGUCAGCAGCUCCUUCUACCACAUGUCCAAGAGGGCAGCUGGAAUCGGCUACCUGUGUGUGACGGGGCCGAACGCUGAUGACUCGUCCAUCAGGAGAAGCUACCGGCUGCUGGGUUGCGUAUCUUUCCUCCAGCUGCUCGUCACUCUGAGUCUGCAGCUCAACAACCUGAGGCAGAGGCAGAGAGCCAGGCAGGAGUGGCAGCUCUACAGGAGCCUCAGUCCUCGGCACCCAGCGAGCUCCGCCUCCACGCCCCGACCUGCGCGCUGCAUCCUCUGCCUGGAGGCGCGCAGGAACUCCACCUGCACCCCCUGUGGACACCUGUUCUGCUGGGAGUGCAUCGCCGAGUGGUGCAACACCAAGGUCAGACUCUCUGGUCAGCUCCAAGACCUGAUGGACGUCACAGCUAACCCACCUCUAUCCAGCCGUCUGAUAACAAACACCAGCUUCCUGCUCUGCAUCACUUCUUCUUCUGUGAACUCUCCUUUUCAAUACACGAAUCAAACUUUUCAUGUAUAUAUAAUAUAUAUAUAAAAUAUUAGAUCACUUAAAAUGAUCAGUUUCCCUGAGUAUGUUUUGAGUAAAGUAAAUACUCGAAUAUUGCAAAGAAAACGAGUUUGGAUUCAUUUAGAAAGAGUUCAGAAAUCAGUGUUUGGUGGAAUAACUGAGAGGUUUUCAAUGCAGUGGUCUCUUAAUUUUCUCCAGAGCUGCAUAUGCCAAAGAAUCAUCCGGACGUGUGAAGAUCAGUUUUAUGUUGCAUGUGAAUUUAAAGGAUCCGCAGAAGGAAAAGCAACUGAAUAAAUGUUCAGAAAAGUGGAAUAAGGUCCGAAUGUGAUGGGAAGACAUUUCACUCUUCACGAUAUCAGAGAAGCUUGUCAUUUUGUCGCUGUUUCUUAACAUUGCAGUGACAAUAUCAAUCACAAUUAACCUAUAUUUACAGACACUUUUUGUUUCCAUAUGCAGAAUUCUAGCUUUAGAAACCCGAGCAAAGUUGCCCCCCAUCCCCUCUCCUUCUCCAAACCCACCUCCUGCAAAUGAAACACAAUUUGUGCAGCAAAGAGUUUGGUUUGUGCUGUAGAUAAGAUGUUAAUAAAUACAUGCAGAGAUGAUCAAAACUCAUCCAUCUGAUUGGGGUUGAUCUCUGCUUAGAUCUGGGAACAUUUUUAAUGGUUUAAUGGUUGUGCUGUGCGACAUUGACAACAGCAAUAAGAUGGAAAUAAAUAUCGUCUACAGAGAAGUCAUAGCAUUUUAUAUGACACUGAAAUGUGUGUGUGUGUGUGUGUGUGUGUGAUCCAGGCGGAGUGCCCUUUGUGUCGGGAGAAGUUCCUGCCUCAUAGACUGGUGUUUCUAAGGAACUACAGCUAGACUUGCAGCUGGACCACACACAGCUGAACUGAAGCUCGUCCUAAUUUGUGUAUUCAGUCGUCAUGGAGACCAGAACCUUCCAGCCUGCUGAAACUUAUCCGUCUGUCCUAAGGAGAACAGGAUACGUUUGGAUUGUAUCAAUCAGAUGAUGUAAAUGUCGAUGUCUGGGAAUUCCAGCGGUGAUUUAAAUGUUUUAACUUCAUCAGAUCAUAUCUUCUGGCAUGUUUUGUUUGAAUUAUUAUUUUAUGCGCUCAAUUUAUGCUAUAAGCAUGUGCUUAUAGUCAACAUUACUAUUUAGAAAAAAAAAUACUGCCUGGAUGAAGAAACUAUUGUUCUUAGGUUGCUCUAGUUCUAAAGUGGGCCUUUUUUUGGAUAAGCUCUGCUGGAAGUUCAGGAACUGAGAAAAAUUAUUCAUGAAAGAUUCUGAUAAAAACAUGUAGUUUUUUCUUUGACUAGCUAAUUAAAACAAUAAAGUUGUCACGAUCUAAAGGAAUCGUAAGGAGUUAGUUUGACGGAUUGUUCUUGUGGAUUAUUUUCAGCGUCAUGAUAACGCUUCUGCUACAUUAAGUAUAAACUCAGAUCUUAAUGUGUUUUUGUUGUGAAAAAAUCUAAUAUUUCAAAUUCCUGUCCCACCUUGGAUACUUCAUGGAAAACGCCAUCCUGCAGUUAAUAAUUACCAUUAGAAAAUAAAAGAGAAAUUUAUUUUCUUAAAGUGAAACGUUUAGUUUCAAAUAAGAUUUUUUUUUUUCUUGUUGGAAAAUCUUUUAAUUUGUAAGAGCAAUAUACAUUUUAAAUAAAUGAGCCUUUGUACUAAUGUGACUCUGGUUUAAAUAACAUCUCCACCAUUUUCAUGAAA
Xiphophorus hellerii (green swordtail) is the source of this 2842-nucleotide messenger RNA. It is a transcript of the gene pex10, whose product is annotated as peroxisomal biogenesis factor 10. NCBI's taxonomy places the organism in Eukaryota, Metazoa, Chordata, Actinopteri, Cyprinodontiformes, Poeciliidae. Bases 82 to 1155 code for a protein of 357 amino acids. The transcript is spliced from 5 exons. Gene Ontology annotation, biological process: protein import into peroxisome matrix. Gene Ontology annotation, cellular component: peroxisomal membrane. The record is from RefSeq and is a predicted model, not a curated record. Gene Ontology annotation, molecular function: zinc ion binding.